Messenger RNA from Beta vulgaris subsp. vulgaris (sugar beet), 2694 nucleotides. RefSeq lists its product as uncharacterized. Bases 1 to 2694 code for a protein of 897 amino acids. Lineage: Eukaryota; Viridiplantae; Streptophyta; Magnoliopsida; Caryophyllales; Amaranthaceae. The transcript has 4 exons. Gene Ontology annotation, molecular function: RNA-DNA hybrid ribonuclease activity; nucleic acid binding. The record is from RefSeq and is a predicted model, not a curated record.
AUGGAUAAGGAGCUAGGCCAAGUGCAAGUUCUUUUGUGUGCAGAUGCUAGUAAUGCUGUUCUCCAACAUAAGCAGCAACGACUUCUAGAUAAAAAACAACAAUUAUACUCUUACCAACAUACUUAUUGGAAGCAAAAAUAUAGGGGUCAACAUCUAUCCUUAGGGGACCAGAAUACUAAGUAUUAUCAUGCUUUUGCAUCGAUCAGACGCAAUCGUAACCAAAUUAAAUCUAUUAGAGAUGCUGCAGAGGAGGAUAAUCGUCUCCUUACAGGCCCUGUGACAGAUGAUGAAAUUAGAAGUGUCGUAUUUGACUUAGCCCCUGAUAAAGCUCCGGGUCCAGAUGGUUUCCCUCCCUUUUUCUUUCAAAAAUAUUGGACACUUGUUGGUCCGUCUGUUGUUCGGGCUAUCAAUGCGUUCUUCCAUUCUGGUUAUUUACUAUCUGAGAUUAAUCAUACAUUUUUGGCUCUUAUUCCUAAAGUUGAGAAUCCGGAGGAAACUUCACAUUUCCGCCCAAUAAGCUUAUGUUCCACUAUCUAUAAAGUAAUUGCCAAAAUUCUUGUUAAUCGGUUAAAAGUUGUCCUUUGUCGGAUCAUUCAUCCUCUUCAAGCUAAUGGUAUCCCUGGUGAUAGAUUCUUCCCUUCUCGUGGGAUCCGUCAAGGCGACCCGCUGUCUCCUUAUUUAUUUAUUUUAAGUGCAGAAUUGCUAGCCCAACAACUUCAUUAUAAUAGUAUUAAUAAUGGGAAAUUGGUUGGAGUGUCAGUGGGCAAAUCUAGAGUGAAAGUACCUUUUCUAACUUUCGCUGAUGACACAAUGAUUUUUGCUAAGGCAAAUGUGGCUAGUUGUAGGGCCAUCCGUUCCACUUUAGAUAAGUAUUGUGUUAUGUCCGGUCAACUAGUUAAUUAUAAUAAAUCAGCCUUUAAAUGUACAGAAAAUGUUGCUCUUGAGGAGCGCGAGGAGUUUCAGCAGAUUCUAGGAAUGACAUACUCUCAUUCAUUGGAGAAUUAUCUGGGUUGCCCUAUUAUUGAUAGUCGAGUUACUAAGGAAACUUUUAUGCCAAUCGUACAUAAAGUCCAGGCUCAGCUCCCGAAAUGGAAAGCUAACUCGCUUUCUCAGGCAGGUAGAGCUGUUCUUUUACAAGCUAAUUUGGCCUCGAAAGCUAAUUAUCAAAUGCAGAGUUUCCUACUACCUCAGACUAUUUUAUCCAAGCUAGAUAGUAAUUAUCGCAAUUUUUUUCGGAAUAAAGAUUCCAAUUCAAAAGCCCCAAAUUUGAUAGGGUGGGAUCGUAUCUGCUCUCCGAAGCAAUCUGGUGGCCUGGGCUUUAGAAAAGUUGGUGUGAACAAUAUGGCUAACCAAAUGAAGUUACUUUGGAAAUUACUUAGAAAUGAAAAUAAUCUUUGGGUAGUGCUUUCUAAGAAAAAAUAUUGUAGAAAUAAGGAUUUUUUGUCUUGUAAAGUGUCUCCUAAUGCUUCUUGGCAAUGGAAAAAACUCAUGAUCUUACGCUCGAUUUUCAAAACUGGUCUCCGGUGGCAAGUGGGUAAUGGAAGCAAAAUUAAUUUCUGGCAUGAUAAUUGGGUUUUCCCUCACUCUUUGAGCAAAAUUAUUCAACACCCAAGUAUGAACAAUUUGACUAGGGUGAAUGAGUUUAUUUUGGAAGAUAAGACGUGGAAUGUUCCGCUCUUAAGCUCCUUUCUUCCCCGGGAUAUCUGCCUUAAGAUUUCCAAUAUUUUUCUUCCCAGAAAUAAUGUUGAAGACGAGGUUUUUUGGGUCCUCUCCCCUGAUGGAAUCUAUUCGGUUAAAUCAGGGGCCCAAUUGAUUAUUAAUCAGAAAAUUGGUGUGAAUUCACCAGUAGAGUACCAGUGGAUUUGGAGGUCUAAUCUAUCCCCUAAUAUUAAAAUUUUUUUAUGGAAAGCUUGCAAUGAUGGCCUUCCAACUAAGGCCAGAUUGGAGCAAGUGCAUGUUUACACUCCUCAACAGUGUGAAUUUUGUAACUGUUCUUUGGAAACUGCUUCGCAUCUCUUCUUUCAUUGCCAGGUCAGCCUUGAUAUUCUGCAUCAACAUGAUGCAGAUUAUGGGUGGCCUCAGAUUCCGGCUUCUGCUAAUUUGGACUCUUUUAGAGACAAUUUGCAGGUUUGUGUUGAUUCUUUAGGGAUCUCGAAGACUUCCAAUGGGCUUAAUGCUAUGGCUCGGAGGUGCGCGGUUUGGGUUCCCCCUCCUGAGGGUGUAUUUAAAGUUAAUUUUGAUGGGUCCAAGUAUAGUGAUGGGGGAACCUCUUUUGGGUUUGUUAUUCGGAACCAUUUGGGUGAAGCUAUUCUUGCAGGGUGUAAUUCUCUUCCCUCUGACUUUUCUAUUAUCCAAGCGGAGGCUUUUGGUCUUUGGGAAGCUAUCAAGGCUGCCCGUUUUUGUAAUAUGCCGCGGGUUAUUAUUGAAGGCGAUAAUCUUUCGGUUAUCAAUGCCGUUCUUAAAAUUUGGAAGCCCCCUUGGGUCAUCAAUUCAUUAUUGCAGGAUCUGUGGUUUGAAUUGUGUAAGUUUAAUAGUGUGUCUAUUUCUCAUUGUUUCAGUGAAGCUAAUAGGGUUGCAUAUUUCAUGGCUCAUCAAGGACAUGCAGCUCAUAACCUCAGUUACAAAUUCCCGCCGUUUUCUGUUGAUUUCUCUCUUGUCAUCCGUAAGGAUGUGUUAGGCUGGCCUCCCGAUUAG